UUCUUCGCCACUUCUCUCCCAGCAUCAUGAAAAUCUUCUGCUGCUGCUGAUCUCUCCACUCCCUUUUAAAAUCACCAAACGUAUCUGGAUUGUGCGAGAAGCGUAAGUGAGGAAACAUGGGUUGGAUAUGGAAGGAGGACGACGAUGAUAGUGAAAUCGACGAAAUCGAAGUUUGAAAUCAUAGAGCCUGGUAAAUUCGUAAAAAAAAGAGCUAGAAAACUGAACAACUUCUUUUAGACUGUGUUGGAAGGUUAGUAUUCGCUGUAAUAUCGUUUCAGUUUCGUUUUUUGCUUUUAGUUUAUUGAUGAACGUGAUUCUUGUAUUGACUUGGCAUAUGUUUCCGUUUCGUUCGAUUGGAUGUGAGAAAGCUCCAAUUUUAUUGCCUUUUAUCUGUAUAUAUGAAUUGAUUGAGUUCUUGAAGCUGAUUUUCGUGCUGUUUAUAUAGGCAAUUUAACCAAAAUUGUGAAAUUUAAUUGAUGUAGUUUAUUUGAUGAUUGGUGUAAGGUCGAUUGAUCAAAUAUGGAUAAAGAUAGAGGUGUGGAAUGGUAACAUUUGCUCUUACUAACCUACAAAUCCAAGAGUAGAUGACAUUGACAAUCUACACAUUCUUCUUUUUCUGUUUUAUAAGACACAAACCCUAGCUUAUUCUUAACUUUUAAGCAUUCUGUUCCAUGUAAAUUAUGUUAGAGAUCGAGGGUUCUUGAUUAUAAAAAGACCUGGAUAAAUCAAUUGUUUGCUUUCCAGAACACACUAAGUAUUGGGAUAAUCCAAUGAUUACUCCGAUCUUAAAGGCUGUAAAAUCGAGUAUGUAUACACACACGCAUAUUCCACAUUUUUACAUAUUUAUAUGAGAGAUCGGCAGUUACGGGCAGUUAGAUAAUUAAUAUGUAACUAGUGGAUAAAGUUGAAACACGGAUCAGAGGCUGACUCAGAAGCUCCGAGUCAGAAGCCUUCUCAAUCAGAAGCUUCUGAUUCCAUAUUCAUAUUACUAAGUUUCUGAGUUCUGACAAACUCAAGAAGGAUUCCAACCUUCUGAAUUGCACUUGGAAUGUUUAGAAGUAGGGCCCUUGGAGGAUUAUGCAUACAAAAUUGACUGGAUGACUGUACUUAUAUAAUUCUUUGACAGGGGUUGUCUAGGUGGUUAUUUAACUAGAACUGGGCAUCUUGAAGACGUUGAAAGUAUAAAAUGAUUUUAACAUAUGUUAGCUUGCCAUGUAAUUAUAACCAUACAUGCUUUACAGUUGGUUCUUCUUUUGAUUCUUUUUUCUAUUGUUUAUUACCAUUUUCUGUGUCAAAUUGACUUUCUAAAUUAUGAAGUGUAGGAGGACUUGUAAGAUGGCAAAACAAGCUCAAACAUUAUUUCUUGAAGAAUGGCUUAAAACUAAUAGCGGGGAUAUCAACAAUUCUAACUCUGCACAUUCUACUCCUCAAUCAGCUAGAGCUAUCAUCCAAGCAUGGGCUGAUCUUAGGGAAUCACUCCAACAAAAAUCAUUUACUCAACAACACUACCAAUCUUUACAAACCCUUUUAAAUUCUGGCUUCUCUCUUUAUGUUGCAGAUCCACAAGUUAAACUUGUACUUUCAAUUCUAUCAGAACCAGAAUUAUCUCUACCUUCUGAAUCUUAUCCUCUAUUUCUCAGGCUAUUGUAUAUAUGGGUUAGAAAAUCAUCUAAGCCGUCUCCGGUAUUUAUUAAUUCUUCCAUCGAUGUCCUCUUUCAACUAUUUGAAUCCCAGUCUUUCACCAACAAGAGCUCUUUGUUCUUCACGGAAGGGCUUCUUCUUCUGGGUGCUUUCUCGUUUGUGCCCUCCGUAUCUGAAGAGACAAGAACACGUUGUUUGGAGUUGUUUUGUAAAGUAUUGGAGGAAGAAUACAAGUUGGUUUCUUUGUUUGAUGAUCUUGUUCCCAGUGUACUUGCUGGGAUGGGCUAUGCUCUAUCUUCUUGUGGGAGCAUUCACUUUGUUCGAAUUCUUGAUUCACUUUUCGGAAUUUGGAAUAAAGAGGGCGGGCCUUCUAGUAACGUAUUGCAUGGUCUAAUGGUAUUGCAUCUUGUUGAAUGGGUUCUCUACAAUUGUAUCCAAUCACACUCGUCCGAGAAAAUUAUCAUCUUCUCAAGGGAGAUUUUAGAAGCUCCCAAGAUAGCGUAUGCCUCAUUUUCUGUUGUAAUGGGUGCAGCUGGUGCCAUGAGGGCCUCAAAUAGGUCGAUAUCAAGUGGGCUCAUGCAAUUAAGAAGUUCUGCUCAGCAACGACUUGAAAUCGUUGCAGGUGACUUUAUUUCUAAAAAGGGAAGUUUUACUGAUACAAACAAUGAACGUAAAGAUAGUCUUCUGCUACAAUGUAUAUCAUUGGCUUUAGCCCGAAGUGGUGCUGUUUUCUCUCGGGAUUCUCUUCUUCUAUGCCUUGCUUCAGCGUUAUUGAGUGAAAUCUUCCCUUUAAGGCGCUUUUAUGCAAAGAUUCUUGGAGUUUAUGUCAAUUCUAGUAGUCAGGGGAUUCAUGAAGUUAAAGAACAUCUUCAUAGUGUCAUUUUCAAGGAGGCAGGAGUGAUAACUGGUGUUUUUUGCAAACAAUAUGCCGCGGCCAAUGAAGGUAGUAAGAGUAAGGUCGAGAAUCGUGUAUGGGACUUCUGUCAAGAUGUUUACGUCUUACAUCGCCAGGUGGCUUUGAUGCUUCAAGGCACACAAGAAUUGAUUGAAGAUUUAGAAAAAAUUGCCGAAUCUGCAUUUCUUAUGGUGGUCUUCUUUGCUUUGGAUGUCACUAAACAGAAGUUAGUUCCUAAUAUCCCUAGAGAAAUUCAACUGGAUAUUUCGGUGAAGAUAUUAGUUUCGUUUUCUUGUUUGGAGUAUUUUCGGCGGAUGCGGUUGUCAGAAUAUAUGGAUACAAUUAGGGGGGUUGCUGGAAGUGUUCAAGAAGACGAGGCUGCUUGUGUCUCAUUCGUUAAAUCCAUACCUUCAUAUGGCGACUUGACAAAAGUUCAUGUCUCUUCCAACAAAAUGGAGUUUACGUGGUCUAAAGACGAGAUGCAGACUUCUAGGAUCUUAUUUUAUUUGCGUGUGAUUCCAACUUGUGCAGAACGUAUACCAACUUCAUUGUUCAGAAAGACGGUGUCUCCCAUCUUAUUUUUAUACAUGGGACAUCCAAAUGGGAAAGUGACUCGAGCCUCACAUUCAACAUUUGUGGCUUUCAUCUCUUCCGGGAAAGAUGUCGAUGAUGAAAGAGUUUCAUUGAAGGAGCAACUUGUUUACUAUUACAUGCAGAGAUCUUUAGAGGGAUUUCCUGGUGUAACUCCAUUUGAAGGUAUGGCUUCUGGAGUUGCUGCAUUGGUUCGGUAUCUUCCUGCUGGAAGCCCUUGUAUAUUUUACUGCGUUCAUUGUCUCGUUGAAAAAGCUAGCAGCCUCUGCAGUGAAGUACCAAGAGAGCUUGAUUCGUGGAACGACUUGCACGAUGAGUUAGAGCCUUGUAAGAAACUCCUGGAUUUACUACUUCGACUUCUCUCCCUAGUCGAUAUACAGGUGCUACCAAAUUUGAUGAAACUGUUGGCACAGUUGGUUGUCCAACUUCCUGAAGAUGGCCAAAACAUGGUCCUCAACGACUUGUUUGCGCAAGUUGCGGAUUCAGACGACGUUACAAGGAAACCAGCGCUCGUGUCUUGGGUGCAGUCUUUAUCGUACCUCUCUUCUCAAGCAACAAUCGGUCAAGCAUCCAAGCGGCAUGAAAAAUCUAGUACCAUAUCUUGGAAUAAAGGUAGAUUGGUAGGCUUGAAUAGGAUCUUUGCAAGAAUUUAAAACUUCCCAUCAAAGACCCAACAGACACUAUAUCCCAUUCAAAAAAUAGGGUUUGAAAAGGGAUAAUAUGUGUAUGCAGACCUUUCCUCUGUCACAAGAGACAGUGGUAGAAGAGUCGAAGUGUCUUCUUUUUAUAUCCCAGAUGAAAAAUAUAUCCCAUCCGGAAGUAGGGUUUGAGAGGGCUAAACGUGUAUGCAAACUUUACCUCUGUCUCAAGAGACAAUUAUAAAAGAGUCAAAGUGUCUUCUUAUUAUAUCUUAGAUGGAAAAUAUAUCCCGUCUGGAAGUAAGGUUUAAGAGGGCUACGUUGUAUAUGCAGACUUUACAUCUAUCUGAAGAGACAGACGUAGAAGAGUCGAAGUGUCUUUUUUAUAUCCCAUAUGAAAAAUAUAUCCCAUCUGGAAGUAGGGUUUGAUAAGGCGUUAAAGAUGUGUACGUAGACUUUACCUCUGUAUCAAGGGACCUUGAUGAUAGAUUGAUAUAUAGGGAAAUAUGUUGUAUUUUGUUUUUGAAUCUAUUGCAUAUGUAGUGUAAACAUCAUAUUGAUCUUUUCUGAUAUGGAAU
Molecule: messenger RNA, 4343 nt
Organism: Cynara cardunculus var. scolymus (artichoke)
Lineage: Eukaryota; Viridiplantae; Streptophyta; Magnoliopsida; Asterales; Asteraceae
Exons: 5
Coding region: 1312-3780 (822 amino acids)
Source: RefSeq, a predicted model, not a curated record